GUGACCGAAAGUGUUGUCAGUAAAAAAUCCGAAUGUCUUCGAACGCAAAAAAGUCACCUCGUCUGGAGGACCUAAUAUCAACUGAAGAUGAUACCUUGGGCUCUUCCAUCAGUCUUAGUAUAGGUGAAAAUUCAAUUAGAAUAAAAGAAAAGCCCAAGGUGAAUAAAGAAUUGGAAUCAACCGAGAAGAAUGAGAAAGAGAAAUGGUGGUUGAAAAAGCCGGAGACCAGGCUCGAAGUGUCCAAUGCCAUUCAGGUUGAAGUAAAAGUCAAGCAGACACCUUCACCUUCGCCGGAUAUUAGCUCUUCCAUGAAAGAAUUUUUGGAGAAAGAAAAAAUGUGCAAAGCCAUGCAUAAAAAUGAAAUUGAAGCAAAAGAUAAAGAUGAUACCUUGUGUGACAUUUUGGCUUCCACAGCUUUUGACAAAUAUCCUUCAGAUUUCGAGAACGCGACUGACGAGGACAUAGGUAGUAUCUUAGAAGAAAUGAGCAAGAUAGCUGGAGCUCUUAGCCCAAAUUCUGCUCCAGACCGUACGAAGUCGAGGAACUCUACCAAAAAUCAAACAGAGGAAGAGAAAUCUGUGGAAGAGUUGCUAGAGGAGGCUGAAAAACUUGUGAGAAAAAACAGUAGUAGUUUAUCCAAGAGUGGCUCGAAAACCGACACUUUAGUACCUGAAAAUAUCGCGGAAGACAUGGAAAGUCUUAGCAGAGUUAGGAAACUAGAAGCUGAUAUCUUUCAAAUGAUAGAGGAGGAGGUGCACAAGGAGACAGAAAAAAUCAAAAGGAGUCCAAAGAACGAGAAGAAAAGGGAAAGCAGUCCUAGUAUCGAAGUGCUAUAUGAAAAUGUGAACACCUUGAGAGCUCCAAAGACAUUGGAGUUGCAACGAAGGAAAUUCGAAGAACAGAAGGUGGAAGUGUCAAGCAGUUCUGAUUUGGACGAUCCAAUUGAAAGGCAUUCGAAGUCUGAAGAAUUAAGCAGUACCAGGAAGGUCGAAUCGGACAAGGAUAAUUUGCAAAAGGAGAUAAUUGACGUAGAUAAAGAUUUUUUCGAGGAUUUAUUGAAGAGAUCGAAGGAGAGAGUCGAAGGAGGCAUGUCAGGCAGUUCGAGCUUUGGGCAAGAAGAUUUUUCACACUUUUUGAAGCUUUUACAGGGUCAGGCCGAUAAAAAGGAACAGAACUCGAACGGAGGUAAUCAUGCAGACCCGUUUCCUUUAAAACCUGAGGAUAAGGCAUCUGUUCUGGAAAGGAAUCUCGAGAGCGACAAGAGUCCUGAAUUUCCGGAAAAGGAGAUUUCUGAUAUAUUGGAGAAAGAACUGUCUCAGAUGAGUGAGCCGAAAACUGAGCACGAAGUUCUUGAAUUGGAUUCCAGCGCAGCAGACACAGAACGUAAACCGUCGCAACACGCUAGUAGCAGCAGCAAAAAUGAGGUGAAAAUACCUGUUAAGAAAGAUCAACAACCUCCGAAACAAGUAGCUACAACAGUAGACAUAAAGAAAGAAGAAUUAUACGCAGUUGGUCUGACGCCAAGGUUGGAGUUGUUCGCAGAUGCGAUUCCGAAGUUGUUGGCCGAGAAGUCAGUAGAGAGUGCGAAAUACCAAACUGCUGAAGCUCCAACAGACCCGAAAACGGACGUUUAUAAGACUACAGCCAGGUCAGAGAUUAAAACAAGUGUAAGUGCAGCGACAACUCAACGCAGUAGCGUAGAACGCAAAUCCUCCCAGUCAGCUAGCGCGUCAAGUAUUAAGCCUCCAAGAAAAGAAAUCAAAUUCUCCAAGUCCAAGAGUUACGAUCAGAUUUGUAAGCCGCCGUUUCGAACAUCCGUAGAAAACUUAAGGACAACCAAACCAUUAGACUUUUCAAAGAAACCCGCCAGCUCUCUGACCAGGAGAUCGCCAAUACUAAAGCCAAAGUUACAACCUACAAUCAAACCAAUCGCAAAAGCCCCACCCAAGACCAAGGUAUCCCCAAAGCCAAAAAAGGAUCCGGUGAAGACUGGUUCCACUUUCUCGUUGUCUUCCAUGUCCAGAGGAUACCCAAUGAAAUCACCGGAUAGUUAUCCAAAGCCCACAAUGGCGGGCGGUGAUAAUAAAUUUAAUCUAACCAAGCAGAAUUGGGAGUUGUUGUGUCGCGAAGAGAGACACAAGAACGCUCUACUGAAGCAACAGCUCGAGUCUGAAGUGAAAAUGUACAAGAGCCAGAUGGACAAUAUGCGUGUGUCCUUUGAGGAGGAAUUAUUCGCCCUGAAGAAGCAGAAUAUAGUUUUAAAGGCGAGGGUGGAUGAGCUGUCGUUGAGCGAAAAACGUCCAGAACCGUCGCAGCCUCGAAAAGACACAAGGACCGUACUUCUGGAGAAGGAGCUGGAGAAACAGGAGAAAUUGAUUCGGGGGUACGAGACAGAGAACAAGAAGCUGGUGCAGGACGCAAAGCGUUUGCAGGAUGAGAUGAGGCAGCUGCAAAAACAGAAGAGUACAACGUUCGAGUCAGGCAAGCUGCAAGAGCUUGUAGACAAGGUGAAGGACCUCGAGGAGGAAGCUUUGAAGUUGAACUUGGAGGUAUCCGAGCUUCGAGAGAAGAACGCAGACUGUGCACUGAAGAACGAGGACUUGACGGAGCAGAACAAUCUGUUGAACGACGAGCUGGAGAUGUUCAAAGAGCAACUGAGAACAAAGAACGAUUUUAUCACCGACAGGCUACAAGCCAUGACGACAGCGGAGCUGGAACUGAAGAAGAAAGUCGAGGAUUUGUCUGUGAAGCUGAGCUCCAAAACCGAACAACUGCGUAUAGUGAAGCAGGAGUUUGAGAAGCUUCAGCAGAAUGUGCUUCCGUUGGAAAAAGAGUUGCUGGAGCUGAGAGUGAAAGAGGGUACUUUACUGGAGAAGCUUCAGGUGGCUAAAAGUCACGUGGAACGAGAGAAGAAGUUGUCGCAGAAGCUGAAGGACCAGGUGAUUCUCGAUAGCAAGAAGAUCACAGACUUGAACAGGCAGGUGCGUGAAAUGGAACGGAUACUGAAGAGGAAGAAUCCUGACUCAGUGUCUGCUCUUAUACUGACAGCGAACUCCGAACAAGAGAAGAUAGGAUCUGAGAAGCUGAAGCUGUUGGAGGAUCGAAUAGCAAGUUUGGAAUGUGAAAUCAAGGAGAAGGAUGAUUUAGCGCAGCAGAAGCUAGUUGAAUUCCAGAAGAAGUUCUCUGACAUGAAGGAGAAAUACUCUACGCAGAUAAUGGAGCUAGAAGGGAAGCUGUUGGAGGCCAGUAUUAAGAAUCACAAAGUGUACAAUGAUAUGUUCACUCAGACGGCAUCGAGACCUGUUGAGAACAAAGGCGUGGAGACUAUCAGGAAAGAAGAGAGGGCUGGGUCCUUCGAGAAGGACGAUAAAAGGGACCAGAAGCCACAGGUUAAAAUAAGCUUGAAGUCUCAGAAUCCUAAGGAAGACACUCAUCUUUUAGCUACCAUAAGAGGACUGAAAUUUGAAUUGACGAACAAGGAUAAAACCGUUUCUAAGCUGACCAAAGAAUUCCAAGAGCUACAGAAGACAAACAGAAGGUUGCAGAAGGAGAGGGAGAAACUGUUAAACGAUAGAAAAGCCAUCAAGAAUAUCGACUGUGAGAAGAUGAAUCGUGGUAUGGUGUCCUCCGAUUCGAAGCUGUUAAGUCUACGGUCAACAGAAGGAAAUGACCAGAACUCGAAUGUCUAUCAGAAUGGGCACACUCCAGAGAUAAAUACUCAACGAUUGUCCGCGUCUGUGCAGAAGCUUUAUGAUCCCAUGCAGUACACAGAGAACACUGAUAAUAAUCUAGUGAAGAGACUCACAGAUGAGAAUGACAUUCUGAAAGAGGAACUGAACAAAAUGAACAAAGACUUUAUGGCCCUGAAGAACAAACGGUUGCACGACUUGAAUCUUCUGCAGGAAGAGCAUGAACGUGAGAUGGCCACUUUGCUGAAGGAGUACAGUGUCAAAGUGGGCGACUCUAAAGUGGUAAAGUUACAGAGCCAGAUAAACACUCAAGUGGCUGUGAUCUCGCACUUGAAGCAACAAAUUGAGAAAUUGAGGGACUAUAAGGAACAAGUGGUUGUCUUGAAGGCUGAGAGGGAGCACUUGGAGAACAAAGUGAAGGCUUUGAACGAACGUGUCAAGUACUUAUCGACGCCGAGUACAGAGCAGCUGCAGUUGUUACAAGACAAGAUAACGAUUCUUCAGCAACGACACGAGAGCAGGGAAAUGACCUUGCAAAGUUUGGUGCGCGAUUUGCUGCGGAAUCGAAUGCAAUGUAAAGACUGUAAGAACGAGAAGGGGAAGAAUCGGCAAUUGUGCUACUUCAGGCAGGAGCUGGAUCACAUUCUGGGGAUGCUCCAAGAGAUCACCAACGUUCAUUAAUUCUGUGAACCUUAAAUGGACCAGCGUGAAACCCUGGUGCUCGCGUAAUAUCGAGAGAAAGGGAUAGUUUCUCGCGAUUCCGUUAUUGGGCAUUGUGAUAAUUUGUACUGUUGCGAUGUGGACACCGAAGGUUUUUGUCAGAAGAUGUUGUCACAUUGUUAGUAUAUGUUCUAGAAGUAUAGACGAGGUAUAGGACAUUCGUAAUAAUCAGCGUAUCCUUGUGUCACGUAACGGGGGGUACUCUAAAGGUU
Dufourea novaeangliae is the source of this 4621-nucleotide messenger RNA. RefSeq names its product centrosomal protein of 162 kDa. The transcript is spliced from 6 exons. Gene Ontology annotation, cellular component: axonemal microtubule; centriole; centrosome. Gene Ontology annotation, biological process: cilium assembly. Lineage: Eukaryota; Metazoa; Arthropoda; Insecta; Hymenoptera; Halictidae. Bases 33 to 4370 code for a protein of 1445 amino acids. The record is from RefSeq and is a predicted model, not a curated record.